Molecule: messenger RNA, 441 nt
Organism: Panicum virgatum (switchgrass)
Lineage: Eukaryota; Viridiplantae; Streptophyta; Magnoliopsida; Poales; Poaceae
Product: cuticle collagen 2C-like
Exons: 1
Coding region: 1-441 (146 amino acids)
Source: RefSeq, a predicted model, not a curated record
AUGCCGCCGCAGAUCCACGUCGUGGAGCGAGGCCCGCCGCAUGCCGACCCGUCCCGUCGCAGCUCCAUUCUCCGCAGCAGCUCCGCACGCCUCCGCCGUGGCCGCGACGCCCUCCCCGCCGCGAGGCACGCUGUGCCCGGCCGGCCCGGCUCGCCACGCCGCCGCGGCCCGCCCGCGCGCGUGCACCGGGGCAGGCAGGGACGGGCAGGGGCCACCGGCGGCCCGCGCGCGCCCGCCUGGGCCGGGACGGGUGGCCAGCCGGACGCCCGCGCACAGAGCGCCGCCUUGCUUCCGUGCCCACCCCGCCCCAGCCCGCGCGCCAUGGCCGCCGUCGACGAGGGGGCCAUGGCCGAGCUCGAGGGGGGCAGUGGCCUCCAUCGCCAUGGCCCCGUCGGAGGAGCUGGCGGAGAGGGGCCGCGACCUUCGCACACGCGCAGGUGA